AUGAAAAAAGGUCGAGGUCAAACUAUUGACAAGGUACUUUCCUGUGACAAGAGUCAUGAACAUAAUAAAGUUACAUCAAAGCACAAGAAGGCUAAAUUUCAUGAACUGCUGGCUUGGCAAAAGGAAUUGAAAGGAAUAAAACGUGAAAAGCAGGAAGAGAUUGAGAAAAAACGACAGGAGCGACUUAAGAAACGUAAAGAACGCAAUGUAUCUAUGCAAAAGUUGACCAGAAAGGGGCAACCGGUUAUGAAGCACCGCAUUAAACUUCUUUUGAAACAGCUAUGCACGGAUAAUUCUUGAAUAAAUCCUGUUGAUGCCGCUAAUGCUUAAAUUCUAUAGUACGGCCGUGGACUUUAAUUUAUAGAAAGGAUAUACGCAUACACAUUAUUUCUAGAUUGACUAUACUCAAUCCAGAAGACCCUUACUGGUCUUAUAAAAUUUUGACAGAGGAGUCGACUCAUCUGUCGCAAUCGCUCUAUAGUGGUUUCUGCUACGUGAGUUGGCAACUAUAAAAAUAGUAU
This is a messenger RNA of Heterobilharzia americana, 521 nucleotides long. NCBI's taxonomy places the organism in Eukaryota, Metazoa, Platyhelminthes, Trematoda, Strigeidida, Schistosomatidae. The record is from the annotation of a GenBank genome assembly.